Messenger RNA from Phaedon cochleariae (mustard beetle), 4728 nucleotides. The record is from the annotation of a GenBank genome assembly. Lineage: Eukaryota; Metazoa; Arthropoda; Insecta; Coleoptera; Chrysomelidae.
AUGGACUCGUCCCGGAUCGGACUGGACUUCAUCGUCGAGCACCCGGACUACAUCAGGAAGCUGGCGGCCGCCCUCGACACCCCAAACGCGACCGUCAAGAAGCAGGUGUUCGAGCUGCUGUCCGCCCUUUGCGUGCACAACGAGGAUGGGCGGUCGAGGGCGCUUGACACCCUAGAUCACUAUAAGAAAUUGAAAGGUGAGAGAUAUAGACUGAACCUGUUAGUCCAGGAACUGGAUCGAGCCACUUCCGUGGACUAUCAAACCGCUCUGGUAGCAUUCAUCAACUGCCUUAUCAUAUCCACGCCACGGCUGUCCGACAGAACUAGGUUAAGAAACGAAUUUAUAGGAUGUCAUCUCCUUCCGGUGCUCAACAAUCUCAGGAAAUGUGCGGAGGCGGAACCAGAAUUAGCUGUCCAGUUGGACGUUUUCGACGAGCAGCGGGACAGCGAUGAUGCACAAACCCUUCAGGGACCACAUGGUGUUGAUCUCAAUUCGCCCCUGGACGUUUUUUACGCUAUACUCAAACAGGUGGCAGAAACCCCGCAGGAAAUUCCCUUCCUCGCCAUCCUGCAGCACCUGUUGCGAGUCGACCCGAAGGAGCCAAUCAGCGACCUGGUGUGGGACACGGCGGAGCGGCUCGUGCAUCGCGCCACCCUUCUGGAGCACCGCGAAGACGCCGCCCGUCUGCUGAGGUCGCCGAGCGCCGCCUCCAAGGUCUUCUGUCAUUGCCAGACGGGCAGGCGGCAGUCGGUGGGCGGGGGGCCGCUAAGUCCGACGCCGGGGCCGCCUCCACCGCCACCUCUAGGACCAGUUCUACCUCCGCCUCCUCCACCGCCUCCCAACAUUCCGCCGCCGCCCAGCAUACCCGCCCCUUUAGCGCCCGCCCCCCCUCCUCCCCAACACAAACACAGAGCGCCCGCCCCGCCCUCCCACAACGAAAACGAUGCUGUGAUAGAAAAACUACCCCAACAAGAGAUACCUGCGCCGAGGACGAAGAUGAAGACCAUCAACUGGAACAAGAUACCCAAUAACAAGGUGGUUGGAAAAAACAACAUAUGGACCCAGGUCGCCUACAAUCACCAGAAUUCCCCUAUGGCGGACAUGGAUUGGUCGGAGAUGGAGGGCUUGUUUUGCCAACAAGCGCCCACGUCAGCGCAUUCUUCGCCGAAAUUAGGUCACAGGGAUUCCUCCGAUAACUUGGACAAAAGAAUGAGGAAGGAAUCGUCGGAGAUUACCCUUUUGGAUGGCAAAAGAAGUCUGAACGUGAACAUAUUCCUCAAACAAUUUAGAAGCUCAAACGAAGAUAUCGUCCGAUUGAUUCGGGAAGGGGAACAUGACGAUAUCGGCUCGGAAAAGCUCAAAGGUCUUUUGAAGCUUUUACCUGAAGUGGACGAACUCGACAUGUUGAAAUCCUUCACUGGGGAUUUCAACAAACUAGGAAAUGCUGAGAAGUUUCUCAUACAAUUAACAAAUCUACCAAAUUAUAAACUAAGGAUCGAAAGUAUGUUGCUCAAAGAAGAAUUUGCUUCGAACAUGGGCUAUCUUGAACCUAGUAUCAAUUCUAUGAUAAUAGCUUCUCAAGAUUUGAUGACAAACAAACCCUUACAAGAAGUUUUAUAUAUGGUAGUCAUAGCUGGAAAUUUCUUGAACUCUGGCGGUUAUGCUGGUAAUGCCGCUGGAGUAAAGUUAUCAUCACUACAAAAAAUAACGGAUAUUAGAGCGAAUAAACCGAAUAUGAAUCUCAUACAUUUUGUUGGCUUGCAAGCUGAGCGUAAAAACAAAAACCUACUCACAUUCACGGAUAAUAUUGGUGUGUUAGAAGAUGCUGCAAAGACAACAGUGGAACAACUACAUAACGAAAUCAAUGCAUUAGAUGUUAGAAUAAAAAAAAUUCGAAAGCAAAUUGAAAUGCCAACGACUGAGGCAGAAAUCAAAGAUCAAAUGACAGAUUUUCUUCAGAUGGCUGAAAGGGAAGUCAGCAUUUUACAACGAAACCUGGGAGAAUUAGAACACGUACGACGACAACUAGCUGAUUUUUUCUGCGAAGACGUCAACUCCUUCAAACUAGAAGAGUGUUUCCGGAUUUUCCAUGGGUUCUACUGUAAGUUCAGGCAGGCCGUUUUAGAGAACGAGAGGAGAAGAAUCCAAGAGGAACAGGCGUACGAAAGAAGGAGGCAAAGAGAAGAAUUGCUAGCCACCAAACGAAGACAAAUGGAAAGUUUGGCCGGUACUCCCGAUUCGGAGGCUUUCAGUAUCGAUAUGCAGAUUUACGAUACAAGAUCGACGUUCCCAAUGAAGAAAGGAAGGAAAAGUGCCAACGGUAGCGGUAUGUCCGAGGACGAGAACUCAGUGAACGGUUCGCCUUCUUUUUCGAGGCGCAGACUCGGUUCCUUCAACGGAAAUUCUGUGGAAAUUGGUAUUGGCGGAAAAGAGGAAAAAUCACCAGACAUAACUCCAAAUGGUAGUCUUCGAAGACGCAGAAGUAGGGUUCUUUCUGAAGAUGAUGAAGGAAAUCUGAUGGACUUUUUACGAGCAUCUGGCAGCGAUAACAAUAGAGAAAGAAAAUCGUGGGGAAGUCUUGACCGUUCCUGGGCUAGGAAGGCUCGAGGCAGCGGCCCCCGCAAACGGCCCGCCCUUCUUUCGGCGGACUUCUCCUCGGACCGCGAGCGGCCCUCGUCCCCCUCCCCGCUGACGGAGAGCAAGCCCCUGGUGGGGGCGGCACCGGUGGAGGAGGAGGCCGCCCCUACAGCUCCGGCCGCCCCGGCUGCCCGGCCGCGCGAGUGGCGGCAGAAGAUCGAGUCGUGGCUGCAGGCGAACGAUAACGAUGCGAGCGAUGAGCAGAAGAGGCAGGCGAGGCGGGGGGCGGUGAACAGGCGGUCGCUUGAGGUGGAUUCCGAAAGUGAAAGAAGCAGCACAUUGGAUACCCUGCCUGAGGGAAAGCAAGUUUACAGUGGCAGUCAGUCGAAUUAUAGGAAAGCCUAUCCUGCCUGGAAACCUUCGAGCACCAUCGAUAGCACCGAUGUUGUUAGUGCCAUGGAAGCUGUGGAAGAAGUGCAACCACAAAUAAAAGACAAAUCGGCGUGGCGCAAAUCGACGCUGAACGUGUCGAACAGCACGGAGGCCACCAGAGAGGACGCCUCGUACCUCGGCCGCCCCACUGCCGCCCCCACUACCCCUCAAAAAGAGAAGACCCUCCACUCGAUAGACGAGGACGGGGCGGUCGAGCGCAAGAGCCUGAUCUCGUCGUUGGGCGGCCGGGCGGCCACCGACCGGCUCACGCUGUAUAUCAGGAGGGCGGACGACGCGGGCGGGGGAGAGAGGAGGGCGGGUGGCGGUGGAGGAGGGGCGGCGAGGCGGGGCAGAGAGGCGCAGCAGCGGGAGGGGGUGGAGACGAACGGGUGCAAUAACAAGGGCGAAAUCGACCAGGACAACAUAGAAACGCCUCCGGCCGUCAGGAAGGUGUUCAUACCGACGCCCGUCGACAAGCGGGAGCCGCUGAUGCCGACUCCGUGCAGCAGGCGGGCAGGCAGGGCGAACUCCAACAGGGAAACUCCCACGACCUUGAGUCCCGUGGACCCCGAUGAGAACUUCGUACUCGGUGACGGGCAAUUCGAUAGAUACUCCGCUGCCAGACGCACCAGACGCUACAAACGCAACCAGGACACCGUCAAUGCGGACAUCGCCUCGCCCACCGACUCCUCCAAGUCCUCCGAUAGCCCCGCCUCCAAAUCUCCCCCAGUCCUAAAGUCUCCCCCCGCCCUCAUAUCUUCACCGGCGGACAUCGAGUCCGCCCGAGAGACGGCGGCAGUGGCCGAGUCGGAGGCAGAGAAAGAGAUGCGGUUGAGGGCGUGGCAGGAGAAGUUGAGGGGGCAGGGCGAGCAGCAGCAGGAGGGUGGGGGUGGGGCGGGUAAGGCGCGGAGGUACAGGAACCAGACGGGGAUCAGGCCGGCGGAUGUGGUGAGGGCGAUGCGGCUGGGCAAGGAGAACGGGGAGGUGUCUAAGAGUUAUAUUUCGCCUGAAACGACAAAGGUGGUAUCGAACAAGAUAGACAUCCCCUCCUCCAGAAAAACCAAAGAACACGACAACGACGAGGGCUUCGAAGAGACCCAAAGCCUGAUGUCCGAGUCGCCCAGCCAGGGCGCCUCUUCGGGAGGCAACUACGAGACCGACAUCAUCGACAGCCCCAAGAUAGUGGUCGCCAACCAGGCCAACCCUAAACCACUCAAACCCACAGAAACUAGGACGGCCAAAAUCACACCGGCACAAAAACGAACGAGGACGCCCUCGCAAGAAGUAGCUACGAACAGGAAGAGUGUCAUUCCCAGAAGGACUGACAGCGUCAAGAGGAUCGACCAGAAGCCGGCGGCGGCCUCUGGUAGGCCGUCCGGCAUCCAGAAAUCCGGUUCGAGGAACUCGAUAGUGAGCUCGAGGAGCUCCCUGAACAGCGCCACGUCGACCAAUACGGUGAAGAAGCUGCCGCUCAGGCCGAACACCAGCAGCAAUCUGGCGCGGCCAGUGCAGAGGACACCGAGUGUCAGGUCCGCGACCUCUUCGGUGAAGAGCAACCUGAAGAGGUCGAGUUCGAGCAGCGGCGGAGGAGGAGGGGUGGGAAGCCGCCCUCCGAGGCCGCAAGCCAUGAGCUUCAUGAAGCCGACGGCUUCGAGUACGACCAAGAGCAGUCAGGCUGCUACCACUAGCAGGAUAGGUUCUUUCAGGCAGAAGAAUUGA